Arabis nemorensis is the source of this 798-nucleotide messenger RNA. NCBI's taxonomy places the organism in Eukaryota, Viridiplantae, Streptophyta, Magnoliopsida, Brassicales, Brassicaceae. The record is from the annotation of a GenBank genome assembly.
AUGGCUGAAAAAGAAGUUCAUGAGGAGCAUCCUCCUCGAGGGAAUGAAUGGGAAGUCGUCUCGCUUACUUCAUCAGCUUAUGCUGCUUCUCCUGGUCCAUAUAAUGUUGAGUCGAGAGAUGCAAGAAAGUAUGAUGCUUACUAUGGAGCAGAGACUUCUCGUGAUUUGUACAUGUCUGACCACUUUGUAUUCCCACCAAGUGAGCAUGAGAAUCUACCCAUUGAUGAGCCUUUGGAACAAGAAAAAGAUGGCGGUGAAGACUCGAUGCUCCAAGGUCAGGGAUUGUCUGAUAAGUUAAGGGACUCGUCAGAUGAAGCUGGAAACAACCAACAGAGUAUCUAUGAUGAAUCUGCUCUUGGUUCUUCUAGACACAUGAAAUCGUUCGGAAGCGAAACAGACAUGUAUGAGCAAGGGUUAACGGAUGCCGAGCCAAAUGAAUAUGCAGUUGGGGACUCUGAUACCGUAACAAAUCCCCUUAAACGCGAGAAGGAUGCCAAUCACAACCUUCCCUGUGAAGCUUGGUGGAGAAGGAGAGCUAUUUCUGUGUAUUCGCGCACAAGAGAAGCAAAUGCGAUAUGGUCCUUAUUCUUUGCAGCUGCUGUCACAGGACUCGUAGUUCUUGGUCAACGAUGGCAACAAGAGAGGUGGCAGAUUUUGCAACUCAAGUGGCAAUCAAGCAUCAGUAGCGAGAAGCUGAGCAGAGUACUCGAACCUCUCUCGCGCUUGAAAGACUUGAUUGUGAGAGGUAGUAACCCACAAGCUUCUCUUGUAAGGAGUGUCUCAUCCAGUGAGGUCUAG